UUGAGGCGAAAGUUUCGGUUUUUAGUAAAAGGCAACUGAUUUUGAAGCUAUGGCGGUGGAACCCCAAGUUUCCAAUUAGGGUUUGCAGACCCUGAUCUUAAACCCAUCACAGAAAUUUAGGGUUUUUGGAGGAGGAGGUAGGUCUAAUCGACUCUAAAGGUUAGGGCUUUGAAGAGUCUCGGGCUUUGGAUCGCUGCUGAGGGUGAAAGGAGGAGUCUUUAUCAGGUUGAAGGGUGUAUUAUUAUGUUUGGUAGAUGCAGUCUGGGGCUGAUAUGCAAUUCUAACAGGUCUGCUAGUGUUAGAGGUUUUUCUGAAGGAUUUCACUUUAACCACUCCUUUUGGAAGUAGCUAUGCUACCCACUGGAGCGCGAGAUACACAACUCCGUGAGAGCAAUAGCCAGAAGGUUCACCCACAACCGAUGGAAGAGUCAAUGAAUCAGAAUCCAGAAGCUGUGGAAGCCCUGAUAUCUAAGGUUUUUACAAACAUCUCGUCCCUGAAAUCAGCUUACAUCCAGCUCCAAGCUGCUCAUACUCCCUAUGACCCUGACAAAAUUCAAGCUGCUGAUAAACUUGUUAUUUCUGAGCUGAAAAACCUCUCUGAACUUAAGCACUUCUACAGGGAGAACAAUCCCAGCCCAGUAUGUGUUUCUCCACAGGAUUCCCGCUUAGCUGCAGAAAUACAAGAACAACAAAUUCUGCUGAAAACCUAUGGGGUUAUGGUUAAAAAGUUCCAGUCUGAGAUCCAGAAUAAAGAUUCUGAAAUCAUGCAGCUUCAGCAGCAUAUUGAGGAGGCAAAACAGAAGCAAGCUAAGUUGGAAAAGAACCUAAAGCUUAGGGGCUUGUCUACAAAAGAAUCAGAAGCUUCUGCCGGUGAAAAUGGAUUUUCUCCUGUGGAUUUAACCCCUGAUCUCUUCACAUCGGUUGUUGAAGCUGCAUAUAAAGCUAUUCAUGACUUUGCCAAACCAUUGAUCAACAUGAUGAAAGCAGCUGGGUGGGACCUUGAUGCAGCUGCCAACUCAAUUGAACCGACCGUUGUUUAUGCAAAGAGACCUCACAAGAAGUAUGCAUUUGAGUCUCAUAUAUGCCAAAGAAUGUUCAGUGGCUUCCAGCAGGAAAGCUUCUCCAUCAAAUCAGACAAUCUAACAGUAAAUAAGGAGAGCUUCUUCCACCAAUUUCUCACUCUGCGGGACAUGGAUCCAUUGGACAUGCUUGGCCAAACUCCAGAUUCUAUUUUUGGGAGAUUUUGCAGGAGCAAGUACCUAGUAGUGGUUCACCCGAAAAUGGAGACUUCAUUUUUUGGGAAUUUAGAUCAACGAAAUUAUAUAAUGGGUGGUGGUCAUCCAAGGACUCCGUUUUACCAGGCUUUCUUAAAACUGGCCAAGUCAAUAUGGCUUUUGCACAGGUUGGCCUUUUCGUUUGAUCCUCAUGUUGAGAUCUUCCAGGUUAAGAGGGGGAGUGAGUUUUCAGAGGUUUACAUGGAAAGUGUGGUGAAGAAUUUGAUAAUGGAUGAAGGUGAUCAAAAGCCUAAGGUUGGUCUCAUGGUGAUGCCUGGUUUUUGGGUUGGAGGCAGUGUGAUUCAAAGUCGAGUUUAUCUCUCUGGUAUGAAGGUUGCUGAAUGACAGGCCAGAUCCGUUCUGUUCGAUGUCCAUAUGGGUAUGUGGUGUUUUAUACAGUCUGUUGCUACUCUCCAUAUAUUGUUGUUUGUAUUUUUCUUGUAUAAUUGUAAGAUGAAAUAGCUAUUAAAUAUCAAUCACUCUCUCUAUCGUUUCUGGCAUGUGUUCUGUAAUAACUUAUAAGCAGACGUAUUGUCAUCUUUUCUUAGAAUCUGGUGUAAAGAAACUACGAGGGAAUGAGUCAAUUUGGAUUACUAUUAUGUAGUA
Molecule: messenger RNA, 1880 nt
Organism: Rosa rugosa (rugosa rose)
Lineage: Eukaryota; Viridiplantae; Streptophyta; Magnoliopsida; Rosales; Rosaceae
Product: protein GRAVITROPIC IN THE LIGHT 1
Exons: 3
Coding region: 351-1619 (422 amino acids)
Biological process (GO): response to red or far red light; negative gravitropism
Source: RefSeq, a predicted model, not a curated record